This is a messenger RNA of Pipra filicauda (Wire-tailed manakin), 2163 nucleotides long. It is a transcript of the gene DBT, whose product is annotated as dihydrolipoamide branched chain transacylase E2. The transcript is spliced from 13 exons. NCBI's taxonomy places the organism in Eukaryota, Metazoa, Chordata, Aves, Passeriformes, Pipridae. The record is from RefSeq and is a predicted model, not a curated record. Gene Ontology annotation, cellular component: mitochondrion; cytoplasm. Gene Ontology annotation, molecular function: acetyltransferase activity; lipoic acid binding. The coding region runs from base 120 to 1703 and encodes 527 amino acids.
GGUGUGUGAGGGGCUGCGUUGCCCGGGGUAAGAUGGCGGCCGUGACCGCGCUGAGGAGCAGCUGCCGAGCCGCGGGGCGCCUGUGUCAUUACUAAAUCACUACCUGCAUUGGUUACCAAAUGUUAGAAACACACGGAAAUCAUUGUGAAACUUCACAUUUAGAAAUAGUUCAGAGAUUUGAUGUGCUCCUUGUGAUCAUCUUCACAGGUGUGCUGUUUUCUGGCUCCUCUAAGAAGAUAAUUUCUAAAUUUUACAGUUUUGAGCUACUUGAGGUGUGCAUUCACCGUGUUAGAUGGUGCAGCAGCAUUCGUGUUAUAAAAUCAAAAUAUGUGUGCGUGUUUGACAAAUCUGCCCUCAAGUUUAGUCAUCAACAGCGAUUAUUCAGAACAUCUGCUGUUUCAUGUGGCCAGAUUGUCCAGUUUAAGCUUUCUGACAUUGGAGAAGGGAUUACAGAGGUGACUGUAAAAGAAUGGUACAUAAAAGAAGGUGACAGUGUGUCUCAGUUUGACAGUAUCUGUGAAGUACAAAGUGAUAAGGCUUCUGUUACUAUUACGAGUCGUUACGAUGGCAUCAUUAGAAAACUCCAUUACAGUAUAGAUGAUAUUGCUUUUGUUGGAAAACCAUUAGUGGACAUUGAAAUUGAUGCUUCUAAAGGUUUUGCCUCAGAAAAAGAUGUUGUGGAAACCCCUCCUAUGUCUCAUGAAGAGCACACUCACCAAGAGAUAAAAGGUCACAAAACAUUAGCAACCCCUGCAGUUCGUCGCCUGGCCAUGGAGAACAAUAUUAAAUUGAGUGAAGUUGUUGGAACAGGGAAGGAUAACAGAAUCCUUAAAGAAGACAUACUCAAUUACUUGGCCAAACAAACAGGAGCUAUUUUACCUCCAUCACCAAAGGCUGAAAUUGUCCCACCUUUGCCAAAAUCAGAGACUGUGCCAGCUACUCCAAAGGACAAAGCACGCAAAAUCCCAGUACCUGUUUCCAGACCCAUUGUGUUUUCAGGAAAAGAUAGAACUGAACCUGUAACAGGUUUUCAGAAGGCAAUGGUAAAGACUAUGAGUGCAGCCCUGAAGAUACCCCACUUUGGUUAUUGUGAUGAGAUUGAUUUGACUCAGCUUGUUCAGUUGCGAGAAGAGCUGAAGCCUCUGGCUGAAAUCCGUGGAAUUAAGCUUUCCUUUAUGCCUUUCUUCAUAAAGGCAGCCUCUCUGGGAUUAUUGCAGUAUCCCAUUCUUAAUGCUUCCUUGGAUGAAAACUGUCAAAAUGUCACAUAUAAGGCUUCACACAACAUUGGAGUUGCGAUGGACACGGAGCAAGGUUUAAUUGUCCCAAACGUGAAAAAUGUCCAAGUGUGUAGCGUGUUUGACAUUGCUUCUGAAUUGAAUCGCCUACAGUCCUUGGGCUCUGCAGGCCAGCUGGGAACAAGUGACCUCACUGGGGGAACAUUCACACUUUCAAAUAUUGGCACAAUUGGUGGCACUUAUGCCAAACCAGUGAUACUACCUCCUGAAGUAGCUAUUGGAGCACUUGGAAAGAUACAGGUUGUUCCUCGGUUUAAUGGGCAAGGUGAAGUAUUUAAGGCACAGAUAAUGAAUGUGAGCUGGUCAGCUGAUCACCGCAUCAUUGAUGGAGCGACCAUGGCCCGGUUUUCUAACCUGUGGAAAUCUUACGUGGAGAACCCUGCUUCGAUGCUGCUGGACCUUAAAUAAAGGAACCCAUGGCUAGAACAUGCCUUUAAACUUUGUGGUUUAGACUGAAUAGUUAUGAAAGCUGUCUCUGCUAACAUGUGCCCUUGGCUACGUGCAUUAUAUAAUAAUGUUAUGUGGUUAAAAGUUCUCAACAGUUGAUAUCAGUCUAUCAAUUAGUCGUUACUUCUUUUAAUUAUUAGUGCUGUAAUUUUUUCUACAGCAGACUGUCAAACUGAAUAGGUCAAGGCUUCUGAAUAUGGUGGUGGAAUGUCUUUAUUGUGCCUUUUAUAAUAAUUGUCAGGCUGGUGGGACUGAGUGACGCUGCUCUACACCUGCAGUAUUUAUAAUCUGAUUAACCUGUCUUAAAGGGGAAUACUCCUAGUUCUUCCAUGUUGGACACGUAAAUUUAUUUUAACCAAUAAUAUCCAGAUUCCCAAAAGGAGUUAUGCAAAAAUCAUAUACAAAUAAAAUGUCUUUAAUA